GGAGGAGGCAGUCUGCUCKGCUUGUACCAUCGGAUGAGUCCCCYUUACCACCCUGUCAGUGUGGUGGAGAAGGAGACAGAGAGAGGCUGAGUGACAGAGAAAGUGCACGCGAGAGAUGCAAGCUGCUUAGAGAAAGCCGAGGAAGAAUAAGGAACACGUUUUGCACGAGCAAAAAGGAGGAGGAUCGCAGACGAGGGACUCUGUCUCCUCUGGGCACCCAGGACACAGUCACUGUCUUUUUUCCCCCCACUUGUCUACAGCUGGAACUGAGUGGAUUGGCUUACCCAAGCAGUGGAUUUUUUUUUUAAAUAUAUGCUUGUGCCACAUUUAGAAACUGGGAUCAUUUCUCUUUUAUUCGUGCUCCUGCUGACUCUGCUAUAGACUGUGAUUGUUCUCUGUGUCUGUACUACGUUCUYGUGUUGUGAUCCUGCUCCUCAGACAAAGUGCAUCUGUUGCCAACUGGCACUGGGGAGAUCUUCCUCUGACAAGCAGGACAGUGCGCAGCCAUCGUCAAAUCACACUAGAGAGAAAGUCUGUCUGUGUGUGUGUUUGUGUGGAUGUAAGAGAGGGGGGAAGACAUAGUGAGGGGGAGUAAGAGCGAGUUAAAACCCUGGCAAGAAAAGACUGGAGUGAAACAGCUGAAACAGAGAACCUAUACGUCCUUUCCCGUUCUCCUUACCGUUCCUUUCUUCCUCCUCUCCCUCUCCUUCUUAGGACUGCCAGAGCUACUGCCACCUGCACCUCUUCUCUUUCUUCUUUCCCUCUACCUCACCCUCACUAUCCGUUAGCUGCCGCCGACAGACACGCCACUCUUGGUUUCUAGCACUUGAGGAAAUAUUUCUAUUGAUCCAGCAGCGAGUGGGCACCUGCCUGAUACCAAGUCUCUGAGCGAGUGAGGGGGGGGCAGCCGACGACGAGAGCUUCUUGAUCCAAGGCGGACCUUCUCCAAACCACAGGUCUUCUCUCUACAGGACCAGCUUUUGGUGCAAACAGCAAGGACUGGAAUUGCACAGCCUCUCUGUUGCCUCUGUCACAUUGCUAGCUACUUGGCAGCUCUCGCCCCCCCCACAACCCCCCUCCCGUGUCACCAUUCCCUGCCUCAGUGCUAAGGAUUCCAGCUACAUGGGCAAGCGAUUGGAGCAGCAGCCAAUGUACCCUCAGUACACCUACUACUACCCCCACUAUCUCCAAACYAAGCAGCCCUAUGCUCCACCCCCUCAUCCCAUGGCUCCUCCCAGCCCCAGCACCAACAGCUGCAACCAAGGAGGGCCAGAGCAGCUGAGUAAGACCAACCUGUAUAUCCGUGGCCUGCCACCUGGAACUACCGACCAAGACCUCAUCAAACUUUGCCAACCGUAUGGAAAAAUAGUGUCAACCAAGGCCAUUCUGGAUAAGAACACUAACCAAUGCAAAGGCUAUGGCUUUGUGGAUUUUGACAGUCCAGCUGCAGCACAGAAGGCCGUGUCRUCUCUCAAAGCCACUGGGGUUCAGGCCCAAAUGGCCAAGCAACAAGAGCAGGACCCCACCAACCUGUACAUCUCCAACCUGCCAGUGUCGAUGGAUGAGCAGGAGCUGGAGAAUAUGCUGAAGCCCCUGGGUCACGUCAUCUCCACACGGAUACUGAGGGAUGCUAAUGGGGUCAGCAGAGGAGUCGGCUUCGCCAGGAUGGAGUCCACAGAGAAGUGUGAAGUUGUGAUUCAGCAUUUCAAUGGAAAAUACCUGAAAACCCCACCAGGAAUUCCAGCCCCCACGGAGCCUUUGCUGUGCAAAUUUGCCGACGGAGGGCAGAAGAAACGCCAAAGCCAGAGCAAGUACCCUCAGAAUGGGAGGCCGUGGCACAGAGAAGGCGAGACUGGCAUGGCGUUAACAUACGAUCCUGCCGCAAUGCAGAAUGGGUUUUACUCGUCGCCUUACAGCAUCGCCACCAACCGCAUGAUCGCACAGACCUCCAUCACGCCCUUCAUCGCUGCUUCCCCCGUUUCCACAUAUCAGGUCCAGAGUACGUCAUGGAUGCCUCAUCAACAAUAUGUUAUGCAACCAACAGGUGCAGUGAUCACGCCAGCCAUGGACCACACUAUGUCCAUGCAGCCUGCCAGCAUGAUGGGCCCUCUCACCCAGCAGAUGAACCAUCUGUCCUUGGGCACUACAGGAAGUUACAUGACUGCUGCUGCUGCCGCGGCGCCUAUGCAAGGGACCUACAUUCCCCAGUACACUCCUGUGCCUCCAACCGCCGUCCCUGUCGAAGGAGUGGUGACAGACACCUCACCCCAGACAGUGGCUCCUUCAUCACAGGAGGUGGCUGGCCAGCAGCAACAAAUCCAGGUGGACAGUGCCGCCGACCAUGUUCCUGCUUUCUCAUACCAGUCCAAAUAGCAAACGGCCAGAGCGAAUGUUCCUGUGACAGCGUUGCCUUGAGACAGAGGGUGGCUGCACUGUGAAUGUGAGGAG
Molecule: messenger RNA, 2448 nt
Organism: Austrofundulus limnaeus
Lineage: Eukaryota; Metazoa; Chordata; Actinopteri; Cyprinodontiformes; Rivulidae
Gene: rbms3
Product: RNA binding motif, single stranded interacting protein
Exons: 14
Coding region: 1123-2373 (416 amino acids)
Cellular component (GO): ribonucleoprotein complex
Molecular function (GO): RNA binding
Source: RefSeq, a predicted model, not a curated record